AUGUCAGAUACCGAACUUCCAAUACUGUUAGAAGAAAUAUGUCAGCUCCAAGAACUUGGUGUAAGUUCAACUAGUAUUGGCUUUAACUGGCUGACCAUGGAAUCAGACCGUUUUAUCUGUGUGCGUGAAACUACUGGGCCAGCAAACCAAGUCGUGAUAAUCGAUCUCCUCGACACUUCAAAUGUACUUAAAAGACCAAUCACUGCCGACAAUGCAAUAAUGCACCCUACAAGUAAAAUUCUCGCGUUGAAAGCCGGAAGACAAUUGCAAAUAUUCAAUCUUGAUUUGAAAUCUAAAGUCAAAUCUUUUGUUAUGCAAGAGGAUGUAGUAUUUUGGAAAUGGAUUAAUCUCAAGACACUUGGGCUUGUCACAGGGCAAUCAGUAUAUCAUUGGUCAAUGGAAGGCGAUUCGCCUCCGGUUAAGGUGUUUGACAGACACGCAAGCCUUGCAAAUUCUCAAAUUAUUAAUUAUCGUGUUAAUGCAGAUGAAAUGUGGAUGGUUUUAGUAGGAAUAUCGGCUGUGGAGGGCAGAGUGGUGGGGAACAUGCAAUUAUAUUCUAAGGAACGUGCAAUUAGUCAACCAAUUGAAGGACACGCUGCAGCGUUUGCGACUAUCUUACUGGAAAAUGGAGUUUCACCCACAAGUUUAUUCACCUUUGCCGUACGAAAUCAAAAUGGGGCAAAAUUACAUAUUGUUGAGGUCAAUCAUAAAAGCGAAAAUCCACCAUUUACAAAGAAGACAGUUGAUGUUUUUUUUCCAUCAGAGGCUGCAGGAGACUUCCCUGUCUCCAUGCAAACCGGAAUUUGUAUAUAUAUGAACAGGAUUAGUGGUGAAACAAUUUUUGUGACUGCAGAACGUGAUAAUGCUAGUGGAAUAGUUGGAGUUAACCGAAAGGGACAGGUGCUAUCUGUUUGUGUUGAUGAAUCCAAAAUAAUUUCUUAUAUUAUAUCGACAUUAAGUAAUCCGGAAUUAGCACUAAGGAUCGCUUCCAGAUGUAAUUUGCCUGGUGCUGAAAAAUUAUAUAUGGAUAAGUUUAUGCAAUUAUUACAAUCAGGGCAAUACAAUGAAGCUGCCAAGGUGGCAGCAAAUUCUCCCCAAGGCUUCCUUCGUACUCCACAAACAAUAGAUCGCUUUAAAAACGUACCGGUGCUUCAAGGAUCAUUAUCGCCUAUUUUGCAAUAUUUUGGAAUUCUCUUAGAAAAAGGAGAAUUAAACAAGCACGAGUCUUUGGAACUUGCAAGACCUGUAUUGGCCCAAGGUCGCAAACAAUUAUUGGAAAAAUGGUUAAAAGAAGACAAGUUGGAAUGUAGUGAAGAGUUAGGUGACAUAGUUUUCCAACAGGAUGCGACAUUGGCAUUGUCGGUUUAUCUUCGUGCCAAUGUUCCAAAUAAGGUAAUUACUUGUUUUGCUGAGACAGGUCAAUACCCCAAAAUUGUACUUUAUGCCAAAAAAGUAGGGUUUCAUCCAGAUUAUCCUAUGCUCCUUCAAAAAAUUAUGAGUAAAGAUCCCGAAAAAGGAGCCGAAUUUGCUACUUUGUUGGUUAGUGAUGAGGAUGGACUGAUUGUUGAUGUGUUCAUGCAGAAUAAUAAAAUUCAACAAGCUACUGCGUUCUUGUUGGAUGCACUAAAGGAAAACAAACCGGAACAUGGACAUUUACAAACUAGGUUACUAGAAAUGAAUUUGUUAAAUUUUCCACAAGUUGCUGAUGCGAUCCUUGGUAAUGAAAUAUUCAGUCAUUAUGAUAAACCACAUAUUGCAUCUCUAUGUGAGAAAGCUGGAUUAUUACAAAGAGCGCUAGAACAUUACACAGAAAUAAAUGACAUAAAGCGUGUUAUUGUACACACUGGAUCCAUGACCACUGAAUUUGUUGUUAAUUAUUUCGGAAAUUUGUCUGUCGAUCAAUCCCUCGAAUGCCUAACGGAAAUGCUUAAGAAUAACAGGCAGAGUUUACAAGUUGUAGUUCAAAUCGCAACAAAAUAUUCCGAGCAGUUACAGCCAUUAAAUUUAAUUAAUUUAUUUGAGUCCUUUAAAACUUAUGAAGGGCUAUACUAUUACCUCGGGUCAAUUGUCAAUAUUAGUACGGAUCCUGAUGUGCACUUCAAAUAUAUUCAGGCUGCUGUAAGGACUGGUCAAACCAAAGAGGUUGAAAGGAUUUGCCGGGAAAGCAAUUAUUACGAUCCGGAAAAAGUCAAAAACCUUUUAAAAGAAGCUAAGCUCGCAGACCAGCUUCCCUUGAUUAUUGUUUGCGAUCGAUAUGACUUUGUUCAUGAUUUGGUACUUUAUCUUUACCAACAAAACUUGUUAAAAUAUAUUGAAGUAUAUGUUCAGAAAGUCAAUUCAGCUCGUACACCUGCUGUUAUUGGUGGUCUCUUAGAUGUUGACUGUGAUGAAACGAUGAUAAAAAAUCUUCUUAUGUCUGUUACCGGCCCAGUCCCAGUUGAUCAAUUGGUUGAAGAAGUUGAAAAGCGCAACCGACUCAAAUUAAUUUUACCGUGGUUGGAAUUACGUGUACAAGAUGGUAGUCAGGAUCCAGCUAUCUAUAAUGCAAUGGCCAAGAUAUAUAUUGACAGCAAUAAUAAUCCCGAAAGUUUCCUCAAAGAGAAUGCUCGUGGUCAAUGUGAUUUAGAGCUUGUUAAAAUUACCAAUGAGAACGCCAUGUUCAAGCAUCAAGCUCGAUAUUUGGUUAAACGACGUGAUCCUCAAUUAUGGGCUCAUGUUUUGGAUGAGAAUAAUAUGUUUCGCAGGUCUUUAAUUGACCAGAUUAAUGCUGUAGCCUUACCUGAGUCGCAUGAUCCGGAAGAUGUUUCUAUUACCGUCAAAGCAUUCAUGUCUGCCGAUUUACCAAUUGAAUUGAUCGAACUCUUAGAGAAAUUGAUAUUGGAGAAUACGGCUUUCAGUGAUAAUAAAGCUCUCCAAAAUUUGCUUAUUCUCACAGCAAUCAAGGCUGAUAAAGCCAAAGAAGCGUUCACAAUUUUCAAGAAGCAUGAUGAUAAUACAAACGCCAUGAAUGUAUUAAUCGAACACAUUGGAAGAAUUGACCGAGCCGCUGAUUACGCAAAUAAUUGUGAUCAACCUGAAGUAUGGAGUCGUUUAGCGAAAGCACAAAUUGAAGGUCUAAGGAUUAAAGAUUCAAUAGAUUCUUAUAUCCGUGCCGAUGAUCCUACCAAUUUUCUUGAAGUAAUUGAUAUCACAUCACGCGCUGGAAAAUAUGAAGAUCUUGUUCGAUAUUUGCAAAUGUGUCGCAAGAAACUUCGUGAACCACAAGUUGAUAGCGAAUUAUUAUUCGCUUACGCGAAGACCGAACGAUUCCAUGAUAUUGAAGAAUUUCUUAAUUCAACUAAUGUAGCUCAAAUACAAACAGUUGGAGACAAGUGCUAUGACGAAGGUUUAUAUGAAGCGGCCAAGAUAUUGUUUUCAAGUGUCUCCAAUUGGGCAAGAUUGGCCUCCACACUUGUUCAUUUAGGAGAAUAUCAAGCUGCUGUCGAUGGUGCAAGAAAAGCCAGUAGUACAAAAGUUUGGAAAGAUGUACACAAUGCCUGUGUACAACACAAGGAAUUUCGCUUAGCUUAUAUAUGUGGUCUCAAUCUUGUUGUUCAUGCUGAUGAAUUACAGGAAGUUAUUCGUCAAUACGAAUAUAAUGGUUACAUAAAUGAACUCCUAUCCCUUCUUGAAGCUGGUCUUGGCAUUGAAAGGGCACACAUGGGAAUGUUCACCGAAUUGGCAAUUCUAUACACAAAAUAUAAACCAGAAAAGACAUACGAACAUUUACGUUUAUUCUGGUCGCGUCUUAACAUUCCAAAAGUCAUUAGAGCUUGUGAUGACGCGCACUUAUGGAAAGAAAUGGUUUUUCUAUAUGAAAACUAUGACGAAUUUGAUAACGCUGCUCUUUCAAUAAUUACUCAUGCUGCUGACGCAUGGGAACACUCACGUUUCAAGGAUAUUGUUGUUAAAGUUAGCAACCUUGAAAUAUAUUACAAGAAUAGAUCAUACCAGGAAGAAGAUUAUAAAUCUCUACGAGAUUCAAUUGAUAACUUCGAUAGAUUCGAUAAUAUCGAUCUAGCUCAAAGACUUGAAAAGCACGAGCUUUUAGAAUUCCGUCGUAUUGCAGCUCAUCUUUACAAGAAGAAUAAACGAUGGGCACAGUCUAUUGCUUUGUCUAAAGAGGAUCGACUUUUCAAAGAUGCUAUUGAAACAGCCAGUGAGUCACGCUCUACUGAAGUAGCGGAGGAACUUUUGGAAUACUUUGUACAGAUUGGAAAUAAAGAGUGCUUCACAGCAUGUUUGUACACAUGUUAUGAUUUAGCUAGAGCAGACGUUGUAUUGGAAAUGUCUUGGAGACAUGGUCUUACCGAUUUUGCCAUGCCAUAUUUGAUCCAAGUUAUGCGCGAAUUCAAUAACAAGGAAAUAAACUUAACAAUAUUACCAACUUUAUUGUUAAUUAGCAUGGUACCUCAAGGGUAUGGUAAUGCUUAUGGUGGUAUGUCCGGUUUUCAAGGUGGUUUUUAA
This is a messenger RNA of Funneliformis mosseae, 4506 nucleotides long. The record is from the annotation of a GenBank genome assembly. NCBI's taxonomy places the organism in Eukaryota, Fungi, Glomeromycota, Glomeromycetes, Glomerales, Glomeraceae.